Messenger RNA from Trichomonas vaginalis G3, 888 nucleotides. RefSeq names its product aminophospholipid transmembrane transporter protein. Gene Ontology annotation, cellular component: Golgi apparatus; endoplasmic reticulum; plasma membrane. NCBI's taxonomy places the organism in Eukaryota, Parabasalia, Trichomonadida, Trichomonadidae. The transcript has a single exon. Bases 1 to 888 code for a protein of 295 amino acids. The record is from RefSeq and is a predicted model, not a curated record.
AUGGAAGAUCCUCUAAUUGGAGAAAAUCAGCAUGCAUUUCUUGAACAAAAACUUCCAAUGAAGCGUUUAGUUCUCAGUCCUAACUUGUAUAUUGUUGUUUUUACACCAAUUGGGCUUAUUUGUCUCGUUAUUGGAGCAGUUCUCCUCUUUGCAAAAGAUUCUGCAAUAGAAGUCAAGAAAGAUUAUAGUAACAUUUGUGAAAUAGGCAACGUUUGCGAAUUUAUUUUAAACAUUCCUCAAAGAAUGUCUUAUCCAAUCGCAGUUAUGUUCGAAUUAACAAACUUUUACCAGAACCAUUGGAAAUCAGUUCGCUCUCGCUCAGAUGAUCAGCUUAUGGGAAAAUACGUUCGAUUUGACGAUAUGAAAUCUUGUUAUCCAUACAGAUCAAAUGGCGACGAUCCAUCACCAAACAAUUGGAUUUUACCUUGUGGUCUUCAUGCAAUUUCAUUUUUUAAUGAUACUUUCGAUGUCAAAGAAUUUAAAACAUUAGAAUUAUCCGAUGUUCAACAGACAGGAAUCAAAGUAAAGUCAUUAAAUUCACUUUACAAAGGUCAUAAAUGGCUCGAGGAUACUCCUUCAUGGCCAAAUAGCAACACAUUGAACAGAUUUUCUAUGUGGAUGGAUACGGCAGCUUUUCCUAACUUCAGAAGACUCUACGGCAUUGCUCAAGGAAAAGGAUAUGUCGAACCAGGAAAUGUAACAAUUUCAGUGAUGAAUAACUACAACGUCAGCUCCUUUAAUGGAAAGAAAUCCAUUAUACUGACGACAAAAGGUGACUUCCCUCCAUCAUCCAAAUAUUUAGGAAUUGUUUAUAUUGUUUCUGGCACAAUUAUGGAAAUUGCUUCAUUAAUCACAAUUUUCACGAAGCCAAUAUUCACAUCAGCUUAA